CCGUGAACUGAGGAUAGGCUUGACUUGGGCCGGGACGGACUGAAGCUAAGGAGUUCGGGUUGGGUGAUGAUGGCUUGUCAAAACAAGGGGACGUUGUGGCUUGAGAGGGCGUGCAAAGAUGGAGUGUGUGAUCCAGUGCCAACUCAAUCGGUGCUGCGCGACAAGCUACAAAGCACUGUGGCGAACUGACGGAGACUGUGAUGGAGGCGCGACGGGCUGCGGGUGAAGUGCAAGUGAAGUAGUAGAGGAGGUGUUGUGUGAGUGUGCUGAUAAAGGCAAGGUGAAGCAGUAGGUGAGGCAGGUAGGUGAGGUAGGUGGUGAUGGAGGUGGUGGGUGACGGGAGUCAAGGCAGAAGGGUCGGGUGGUUCUUGCGGAAAAAAGCACCUUGAGGUAUCUCAAACCUUUUGCCUGUCAAACCGGGCGCUCCGUUUCAACUUGCUCUCUCUUUGACCUUCCGUUCCCAGCUCAGCGACAGCUGUAGUGGGAUGCCACGAGUGUCGAUGUGUUAGGUGUGUGGAAUGCGACCGAUGCGCAAGGCAGCGUGCAGGAUUAAUAUCGAAGAGGCAAACCGAUCGAUGCGGGAGACCGAUGGAUACCGUGUGAGUGGGAGACGACGGCACGGGGUAGGUGACUGGUCGGGUUCUGUGGCGAUGAUAAGUUUUCCACGUUCAAAGGGAUGAAGGAAGGAAGAGAGGGCAGGAGGAGGAAGAGGUCGGGUCGGUGUCUCGAAAUAAUCGAGUUUUGGCUGAGAGGGACGGAAAUGGAAGCGAGACCCAGCGUUUCGCAGCCAGCCUCGCUGGGCGGUGGAUGCCCUUUCACCGUGCACUCUUCUGGCCACAGCCGGCCGAUGUUCUAAUUUGGCGGUAAUAGUGGGGCAACCACGUCGCGCUCGGCUUCGGAUUGGUUCGCCAGCAAGCCAACAGUGGAACGGUAGCAACGCCUCUCUCACCAGUCCUCCAUUUUAAUUUACAACUCUCUUAAACGCAUGUUGCCCCAUGCUUUGUACGACAUAUUUGUUUCGUCUACCCGAUUCUUCUAUUGUGACAUAUUUCUCGGCAGCAAAUCUUUGAGCUCCCGAUGUCUUCUUGGAGGGCGGAAUAUGAAAGAGUAGAAUUACAUAAAGCUGCGGCUGAAGAAGUGUCACGAGUCUCCGCGGACCUCCACAUUCACAAUUCAAGAUCUUCUAUUUUCCAUCCCACCUGUCCCGCUUCCCGUCUUGCCGCCGCCCUACGCGGAGACCUGAUCCCGUUGUCCGAGCCCAAUGGAGUUUGAAUAUGACAACCCCGCCAGGGCCCACGAGGCAGACAUGGAGCGGACUAUACAGGAGCUCAACAAGAGAAAGAGAGAGCUUGAGGAGGCAAUCCAGGAGUUACGGUCAUCUUCAACUGUGCCGGACACUAAGCCCUCACCAGAAGACACCCUGGAGAUCUUUACCAAGGCAUAUGAAGAAGUUGCCGAGUCCAAACCGUUCCUUCCUGCGCCAGGCUCGGUUCUGCCAGCCCUGCUUGCCAUCAGGAACGCACGCAACACAAUAAAUGAGUCCAAUGAGUAUCUGGAAUCACAGGCGAAGUCACAGGAUGAGUUGGCUCGAAAAUUGGAGGCCGAAAAGACGGCCCUGCGAGAGCAACAGGCGCUGAAAACAGCUCUGGAGAACCGUAUUCAAUCUCUACGGGACGGGCUCGAGAACAAGCAAGAAAAGACGCCGGAGCAGAUGGCCAAGGAGCGCAUUGCCGAGCUCAAGCGACAAAAAAAGGAGUGGGAAAACAGAAUAGCCAAAUUAACCAAGGACCUUGAUUGGUUCAUUGAAGAGCACUUGGGGCCUAUGUUGGCAGCCGAAGAGCUCGGCGGGCCGGUUGUUGGGCAGCUGACGGACAUCGACCCUGAAGAUCUGAGUGCUGGCUUCAGUGCUCAGGGGAAGCUGAAAAAGGCUAAAGACCGGACAGACAUUGACAAGCGACAGAGACGAAUAGAUGAGAUCUGGGGAGCUCAGGACCAGCAAGGCGAGAGCAACAAGAGAAAACGAGAGGAGGACGAAGCAUCUGCUGCGGUUGCUGACAUUAGGCGUCUCAUUGAGCAACUGAUGAACAAGCUGGUGGAGUCACAAGGUGACAACUCGGCAAGCUACUUGAAGAUAUCCAAGGAGACAGCCGCGGUCCGGUUUCUCGUCCGAUCCAAGGUCGCCUCAUUUCAUCCCAAGGAUGCACAAAAGUUGCGACUUGUAGAUUUCGGGAGGGAUAUCGAUGAUUAG
This is a messenger RNA of Podospora bellae-mahoneyi, 2248 nucleotides long. RefSeq lists its product as uncharacterized. The coding region runs from base 1262 to 2248 and encodes 328 amino acids. Lineage: Eukaryota; Fungi; Ascomycota; Sordariomycetes; Sordariales; Podosporaceae. Gene Ontology annotation, cellular component: nucleus. The record is from RefSeq and is a predicted model, not a curated record. The transcript has 2 exons. Gene Ontology annotation, biological process: kinetochore assembly; mitotic sister chromatid segregation.